CUCUCACUAAGUGGUCGUCUCUAUUCCAACUUUUACCCCGAUUAGGCAAUACCUCGACAUCCCUAGAGCCAUCGCAGUCAUUCCUCUCACGGAAGAACGGGCGCUCAACAAGUGAGCAGAAUGACUCACCAAACCUUUCAUUUUUUCCCAGCGCUCCCUCCCGAAAUCCGUCGCACGAUCUACAUUCUCGCAACACCGCCUCGCGUCGUCCACAUCCAAGAGGUAUCCGAAGAUGAGAAGACAUUUCUUGCAGAACUCAAAAUAGCCCCAUUCCGUCGAACGCUCUGUCCUUCUCUGACCCAUUUCGCUCUCCACUGGCGUAAAUAUAUUCCCAAAGCAAUCAAACAACCAACACUCGAGCACUUCGGAGUGACAGGCGCCCGACCGCUCAAUAAACCAUGGACGCCAUCCGCAGCGACCCCGGAAAUCCCAAUCCCGUGGCUCACAGAGCAACCCGAAUUAGCAUGGGAGAUGGUCCGUAACAGCUACCUGUACAGCAAAGCACCGAUCCCGGCCCUGUUACACACGUGGUCUGAAUCGCGCGAAGAGCUGAUCCGAUUUGGCUACGAGCUUGCAUUCCGAACGCGCUCGAAUGGCCCUCGCACGUGGUUCAACUUCAAACGGGACGUGAUGUACCUCACAAAGUCCGAGUCUAGGGGACGCUUUUCGGGAACUGUGUCUCUCAGUAAUAAUAUGUUCUACGAGGUUGGGCAGUUCCAUCCGUUUGAUCUCACCAGGGUCAAGAGGUUGGCCUUGGCCUAUUGUGGUCCAUUGUUAUUCCCGUGGCGGGCACCGUCGCUGUGGACAGAGGAGAUAGCGCAGAUCUUACCGCUGUUUCCGGGUCUGAGUGAGCUGCUGCUGGCAGAAUUGGAGGAUGAAGAUGUUAUGCGAUGGUCGGAGCGCGGACCUCAUUGGAAUAGGAAUUCGGGGUCCUCGACCCGUGAGCGUUGGUGUUGUUUAGCUGUUGAGGAGAUCGAUGCUUUGCUCUCGCUACUGUCCGAUGGCUUUCGAACAGAUCUCGGAUCAGUUGGGCUGGUAGCGGAAAUGUUUAAAGAGCAUCAACAACGCAGAGAAAGCAGCGACGGCUACUUUGAGCAUCGACGGGUCGUCACAGAGCAAGCACUUGCGGACGCCAGAGAUGCUAUGAUCGCCUCCAGUCAUCCCAUCCCGAUGACACCCUGGUCGAUCCCUAGGAUCCGAGCCGUGCAUAUUCUGCCAGAGUCGAUGGUCCCCGGGAUGAUUCAGGAGCGACGAAAUGCUUGGAACAAAUUCUGUGAGCUGAAAAGAGACUGGAGAAAGGCUAUAGAUGGCAUUCCGUCGGACAACUUUCCUCAAGCCAGGGCCAUGACUACUAAGCUAGGCACGAUGUGUAGCCCGUUGUUACCCUGGCUGCCGGACGAGGAUUGGGACGACGUUUCUGAUCCUGUGGUAUUUUGUAUCUUCUCGGAUGAGCAGAUGGGAGGUGAAGCUCUAUCCCGGGGUCAGCGUCGUGCGAAGUCGUGGUGGGUACAAAAGGGGACUGUCAAGGAGCCAGGUCUUGAAAUUAUCGCAUAAUCUAGUCGUCACUGGCUUGAUUUGAGGUUAAGAUUGUUGAGAUCGGUGUUUAAGAGGUCGAACUCUACUGCAAACGACUGGGUUGGCAUGGAAAUGGCUCUAAGAAUUGAUGAAUUGAUGCCUAUCUGGAAGAAACAAAGGAUUGAGUGGAUCGAGAAGUGUAGGUAAAACUCUGCCUGGACCUCUCAUCUCGCUGAGGGGCUUGUACCACGUCGCGAGUUCCCUAUGACUGCGGCCAAAGCGCUCACAUUUUAG
Messenger RNA from Aspergillus steynii IBT 23096, 1809 nucleotides. RefSeq names its product 2EXR domain-containing protein. The transcript has a single exon. The record is from RefSeq and is a predicted model, not a curated record. Bases 121 to 1554 code for a protein of 477 amino acids. NCBI's taxonomy places the organism in Eukaryota, Fungi, Ascomycota, Eurotiomycetes, Eurotiales, Aspergillaceae.